Messenger RNA from Alligator mississippiensis (American alligator), 939 nucleotides. Its product is annotated as olfactory receptor 10A7-like. Bases 1 to 939 code for a protein of 312 amino acids. Lineage: Eukaryota; Metazoa; Chordata; Crocodylia; Alligatoridae. The transcript has a single exon. The record is from RefSeq and is a predicted model, not a curated record. Gene Ontology annotation, biological process: G protein-coupled receptor signaling pathway. Gene Ontology annotation, molecular function: olfactory receptor activity; G protein-coupled receptor activity. Gene Ontology annotation, cellular component: membrane.
AUGAUGUUAGUCAAUCAAACAGCAAUCACUGAGUUCAUUCUUUUGGGAUUCUCUAAUCUCCACCAGUUCCAGCUUCUCCUUUUUUUGGUGAUUCUCUUUAUUUAUACCAUGAACCUGUUGGGGAAUAUUCUUAUCAUCCUUAUUACAACGAUAGAUCCAGCUCUUUCCAGCCCUAUGUACUUCUUUCUCUGCAAUUUGUCCUUCCUGGAAGUCUGUUUCACAUUAGUUGUUGUCCCCAAGUUGCUGGUGAAUCUUAUAUCCAAGAAUAAAGCAAUCUCCUUCUCUGGGUGCAUGACACAGAUGUUCUUCUUUUUCUUCUCUGGCACUGUAGAGUACUUCCUUCUGGCUGCCAUGGCCUAUGACCGCUAUGUUGCUAUAUGCAAUCCUUUGCGCUACAGUGUUAUUAUGAAAAGGAGGGUUUGCAUCCAACUAGUGCUGGUCUCAUGGAUCUCUGGAUUUCCUGUGGGGAUUGUGCAGAUCACAUGGCUUUUCACUUUCCCAUUCUGUGGGCCAAAUGAAAUGAAUCACUUCUUUUGUGACAGUCCCCCUGUGUUGGAGCUGGUGUGUACAGAUUCCUCUUUGUUUGAGAUGUAUGUCCUUGUGGCCACUAUUAUAAUUAUUGUGAUCCCCUUUGUGCUGAUCCUGGUAUCCUAUGCCUGUAUCCUCUCCACUGUUCUGAAGAUGAGGUCAGCAGAGGGACAACGCAAAGCCUUUUCUACUUGCUCCUCUCAUCUCAUGGUGGUGACUCUGUUCUAUGGCACAGGCAGUUUGACCUACAUCCGGCCUAAAACCAGUUACUCCUCUGACACCAGAAAGCUAUUAUCUCUGUCCUACGCAGUCAUUGUCCCUAUGUUAAAUCCUAUUAUCUACAGUCUGAGGAACAAUGAGAUGAAGCAGUCCCUGAGGAGAAUACUCAGACGGAAAUUAUACGUAUUCUAG